Molecule: messenger RNA, 2005 nt
Organism: Dalotia coriaria
Lineage: Eukaryota; Metazoa; Arthropoda; Insecta; Coleoptera; Staphylinidae
Exons: 7
Coding region: 134-1741 (535 amino acids)
Source: RefSeq, a predicted model, not a curated record
CGUACAUUUAAACUCUUUCACGCGGUCAUAUGCUGGAAAAUUAGCGUCGAAGACAUCUUCUUGUUGAUAAACUUCCAGAAGAAUAUUUAGUCUCAACUUGGGCAUCAGAUCAGCAACAACUUCCGAUGUCAAAAUGCGGCGUAAAUUAAAACUUUUAAAUAGUUUUCAUAUAAAAAACUUAGUGUAUUGUAUAGUAAUUAGUGUUUUAAUCAAUUUAAAUGUAAAAACUUGUGAUGCGGUGUAUAAUGUCAUCGAUGUUGAUGAUAUCCUCUCGGCGGAGUUUAUGCCAGGCAGUUUGCUCAUGCUUGAAAAUCCUGAAGAAAGUGUCAAAAUAUUGACAAAUUCAAGUCAUGAUUAUCAUCUUAACCCGGAAAGUAGAGGUGAUAAUACUACUCUUAGUAAACAUGCCAGUGUCGGAACUGACGGUGGUAUUAUGGAUGCCUUAAAUACCAUGGUAUUUCAUAGAGGAAAAAUGAAUGAAUAUUUGUGUCGGAAUUUUAUUGCUGAACAAAUCAUUGAGGAUAUGACUGUAACACGUAUUAAAAAACGUCUUGGAGGAACGGACAAAAACUAUCCAAAUACUACAAUUAAUCCUAACCAUAAAGGAUUUUCAUUAAGGGACAAUAUGAUUGAAGAUGAAGGUUCAAGUCAAUAUAAAAGUUGGCUAACAAAGAGUACUACUCUAGAAGAUAUUUAUAAACACUAUCAAGACGUUGAACGUCGCGAGGAUGAGGAAGAAGAAGAAGAGGAUGAAGACAAAGAAGAAGAAGAACAGUAUGAUCCGCAUAUUGCUGGUUAUGCUUAUGCACCUCAAGCUCAGCAUCCGAUUGCCACGCAUCAGAUACCCAUUGGACCAGCGAAAUUGGGCCAUAGCGGACACAGUGCACCCGGAAUUAGCUAUCCGUCUAGCGUCGGUUACGGUUAUGGUGCUCCGCCGUCGGGCGGUCACGCUCCAGCUCAAUAUGGUCACAGUUCCUACGCGGGUCACAGUGCUGUGCACUCCAUUCCGAGCAGUCAUGGUUAUGGCCAUAGCGGUCCACCGCUUACACAUCAUGGAUUUGAUGAUCAUGUCACAGUGCAUCAUACUGAGAUUCAUCACGAUUCACCUAAGUAUUCGGGAGGACACGACAGUGGAGGAAAGGAUUUGAGCGAAUUGUUUGAGAUUGCUCUCACUGCUUUGGCGUAUUUGUCGUUUGGAAUGUUUAUCGUACACGUAGUUAUGUGUAUAUCGCAUGGGAAAGAGAAAAAAGAUUCCAUGACAAUUAUUGUGCAGGCAUCAUCAACUACUGCGGCAUCAACGGGCCGUUCAAUCCGAAGACGUCGCCGACGCCGUCGUCGUCGCCGUAGGAAGCGUCUAGUAGAACCACGCGAUAUGCCAUCUCUUAUGAACCCCAACAUGGAUGGUCUCAACGAGUUGGCACGACAUGUUCUUACCUCUAUCGAAGCGGCAUUAGUAGCACAUCAAGACGACGGAGCAUGCUUACGAAAAGUUCUUUGUGAAAAUAACAGAUACUCCAGGAGCUUGGAUAAUAGUAAUAAGAUGUGGAUUCCUGUUUGGAGUCUUGGUAUGAGCUGGCUGUCGGGCAAGUUAACAAAGGAUGUUCCACAAGCGACAUCUAUGCUGGACAUGCUAAAAGCUUCAGUCCUAGGAUUGGGAAAAGCCAACUGCGAGAUUAUUUUCCAGGACUGUGAUCUAAAAGCGCAGCGAAACAAACGUAGGAGGCGUCGCAGGAAAAAGUAGAUUCCAGCAGCGUAUCGAUCCAUUAUAUUCAUGUAAAAUUAGUUUAAAGACUGGCACACAGGUGGCGGAAGUCUCUGAAGAAGAUUCUCUUUGUGUGGGUGACUUGAUGGAGCAAAUACAUUACGUAAUGAACCCCUGUAAUUCCUAGCGCUUCAGAAAAGUAUGAUUAUUCCCAAAAAAAUCUGCUGCUUAUUUUUGUUUAAGAUAAUACCAAUUAAUAAUUUUAAGUUGAUCAUAAGAAUUAAAGAACAUUGUGAAAAGAAA